CUUCUGUUGCCACAUGGAAACUAUUAACCAUUUACAAUGUAGGAAAAUACUUUCAUUCAUUGCAGAAAAGCUGAAGGAACAGAUUUUACAUUGUAGGCCUACAUGCUUUCGGCAUCAUAGUGCUAGAGACGAUUUUUGAGAACGCAGCAGGGGAUCUCGGCCACAUCAUACAGGCAAUCGCGAAAAUAGUUGACGCCGUAAUAUGUCCCUUCUCUCUUUCCUUCCAUUAGCUAGCCAGUGUUUUGGCUAAAUGUAAAGUGGUCCAACCAGAGAAAAGUUCCAGUGAUUGCAUCGUUUGAAUUUCUUUCAGACAGUUCGUGUGAGCUGGUCUACAAGAACAUUAGGAAACACGCAGGUGUGAGACCAUGGUGGUGAAUCUCUGCCUACCACAUUUCAAGACCACCAUCCAGUGUGACAAGCUAUGUGCAGAUGGGUACGACGUCACCAACCUCCUAUCGGCCGACCCAGCAGUCCGGAGGCGGGGUUUUAAGCUGGAGUACUUCCUGCGGCCGCCUGUUCAGGUGACACUGCAGUUUGGCUUCCAGGUGGAAGUGUGUCGGGUGGAUGUGGAGCUGUGGCCCUGGGGCAUGGACCGAGGACAGGCCUGCAAGAGGCUGGAGAUCAGCACCAGCUCUGACCCCCCACUCCCCCACAAUCACAGCUUAGAGCAGGGCCAAACCCAGGCCCAGCAAGGCCAAGAGAAGGGCCAGCAAUGGGACCAAGCUAAGGCCCAGUUCAAAGGCCACCAAUGGAGCCUCCAGGCCCAACAAUAUAGUCUACAAGGCCAGGAGAAGAGCCAGCAAUGGACCCAACGUGGCCAAACGCACAGCCACACAGACACCAGCCAGGGGGCUUUUCACCUGGUCGGACGCUGUGAACUAACAGAAGAGACCCACGUCAGUUUCUCCCAUCCCUGUUUCCGCCCGCGCCCUCCCUUCUCCUCCCUGCCCCCGGCACCCCGUGAGGGGUGUAGACAAGAGGAGCUGUGGAGCAGGGGCCCGCUCUCACUAGGCUCUGUGAAGCAGCUCCGUGUGACAGUGCCGUACGGUGCGGGUGCCUCCGCGAUGGGGCUCAAGGCACUGGCAGUGUGGGGGCUGCCUUCUCGCUGCUGCCCUCCGGACGAGGUGGAGAGAGUGAGGAUAACUCAUGAGAACGCUAGCCUGAGACCAGUGCCACGGCUCAGCCACUUGGCAUCAGCUCAGCCUUCACCUGUCAAUCAACCCCCGGGACUGUCACAGACGACAACAGCAACUAGCCUCCUGCAAGUACCUGAGGAGUUCCUGGACCCGCUGACCCAGGAAGUGAUGUUGUUGCCCAUGCUGCUGCCCAGUGGAGUGUCUGUGGACAGCUCUACUCUGGAGGAGUACCAGAGGAGGGAGGCUACCUGGGGUCGUGUCCCCAACGACCCCUUCACCGGUGUCCCCUUCGUCCCUGAGUCACAGGCCCUCCCCAACCCCCACCUGAAGAGCCGCAUCGACCGCUUCUUGCUCCAGACAGGGUUAGAGGUCAGGGAUGGAGCGGUUGGGAGGCAGGGCCAUGGGGAGAGUCCACAGCCCUCCAGACUCAUACCUCCACAGAGGACUGGAGAGAGUAGGGACUCCGCUGUUACCACUGCUGCUGCUGUAGAGUCAGCCAACCACCACCGAAACAGUGGGACUCGCACACAGACUAACCAAAAAGGGGCAGAAAGUGUUAUUACACAGAGGAGCCAGCUUACGCAGUACAGGGGGACUGGGACUUUUAACAACAGGGCGAAGAAUGGGAAUGGGAAGGAUCGGUGCGCUGGUAAAGUUGGCCCUAAAGAAGGGGCAUUGGAUAGAGUGAGUUCCCAGGAGGGAGGGCCAGACUUGGGGACAAGGAGAAAGAGAGAGCUUGAGGUUUGGGCCACUCUGAUCCGUUCUAAGGGAAAGGGUGAGCCCACCGGACCCAAAGCAGCCUCUGCUAGUGCUGGUCACUCCAAGGAGCUACUUCCUGACUUGAAAAGACCAAGAACAGAUGCAAACCCCACUAUCUCCUCAGCCACAGUUCCUAGCAGUAGCUCCCAUGAACAGCGCUUGUCUGCCAGUCUAGACUAUGAACAGCGUUUGUCUACCAGUCUAGACCAAGAACAGCGUUUGUCUGCCAGUCUAGACCAGGCCCUUCUCUCAGCCCUGCAGGGUCGACCCUCCUUUACCUCCUACCCCUCCCAAACCCCCCAGCUCCAGCACAAACACACAGACACACCUGCUGACACCCCAACAGCUUUUCCUAUUUCUCUCUUUCCCCCUCUUCUCUCCCCACUUCCCUUUCUCUCUCUCCCAGGUGAGAACAGGUGUGGUUCCUGUUCCUGCUCUCUAUCAGUCUACUCGACCUCUCCAUCAGCAUAUCGCCUGCCCUGUGGUCACUUCCUGUGCCGCCCCUGCCUACACAGGAAGUCCCGCCCACUUGUCACUACAGCAAUGCCCAAUCACAUCCUCUGUCCCACCUGCCAUAGCCCUGCCGCUUCUAGUGACAUCACACACGUGCAUCACUGAAUGGAAAGAUUUGUGUCGCAUUAACCACUGAACAGGCUAUGGCGGCAGGUAACCUAGCAGUUAAGAGUGUUGGGCCAGUAACUGAAAGGUUGCUGGUUCAAAUCCCUGAGUCGACUAGGUGAAAAAUCUGUCUGUACCCUUGAGCAAGGCACUUAAACCUAAUUGCUUCUGUAAGUUGCUCUGGAUAAGAGCGUCGGCUAAAUGACUAAAAUGUAAACGAACUGAACAACCCUACUGCAGCUCACUGAAAAUGUGUGUGCUCUUAACCACCAAUGGAUACGCAGUCACCCACUCACUCUGCCUGUGCUCUUCACUGCACAUGUGAGCAGCAGAAUAGUGGUGGACAUUGGAGGAAACAGAUUACAAUGGGACUCUUUAUUGUCCAUUGGGCCUUGAUGAACAAUGACUUAAAAUCCCUCCCUGCUUCUCUACCCCUGUCCCCAACAGAACUCAUUAAAACGUUUACAGACAUCUUCUGAAA
This is a messenger RNA of Oncorhynchus keta (chum salmon), 2994 nucleotides long. It is a transcript of the gene ubox5, whose product is annotated as U-box domain containing 5. Gene Ontology annotation, cellular component: nucleus. The transcript has 7 exons. Gene Ontology annotation, biological process: protein polyubiquitination. Lineage: Eukaryota; Metazoa; Chordata; Actinopteri; Salmoniformes; Salmonidae. Bases 366 to 2513 code for a protein of 715 amino acids. The record is from RefSeq and is a predicted model, not a curated record. Gene Ontology annotation, molecular function: ubiquitin-ubiquitin ligase activity; ubiquitin protein ligase binding.